Molecule: messenger RNA, 870 nt
Organism: Nannizzia gypsea CBS 118893
Lineage: Eukaryota; Fungi; Ascomycota; Eurotiomycetes; Onygenales; Arthrodermataceae
Exons: 1
Coding region: 1-870 (289 amino acids)
Source: RefSeq, a predicted model, not a curated record
AUGGGCAACAAAAUAUCCGCUGUUAGUGGUGUCAAGUCUCCAAACUUCUACGAGCCCGGAAACGCAGUCAACGAGAUCUGGGUCGGCAACCUCGAGAUAAUCUCCCGGCUCCCGUUUGGAGACUCAGACAUGGCACAGGCUGGCUGGCCAAAGAACGACUAUCCGAAAUUCCCCUGGCGGCCGUUUGUUAUACCCCUCUUCGCCAUGUUUACCAAGGGGGCUGCUGCAGAGCCCUCUGAUGGCACUGCAGCACAUCUAUACCGACGCUCUACACCAUACGAGACGAUAACGACAUCGACGAUGAGGGUUCCGACUUAUCUCAUCUCGGGCUUUGUCGUCAUGUAUGCUGUCCUUACGAUUCUGUUUGCUUGCACACCCAUGAUUGAAUACCUGCUCGAAACUGUUUACCUCAAAUGUCGGCGCAGUGCAAGAGAUUUGCUGAAAAGAAGCGUUGAAUGUUUACACGAGAUCAAUCUUCUGGGCAUAUACAGCAAGCCUUAUCUUAUAUACAGCUACGUUUACUACGGAGGUAAAUGCCCAACUGCGAAGAUACAUCCCCUGGGUUUGCUCUGUGUGCCGGUUAAAGAUACCUUCUACCUCGCCAUGGUCCAGCUAUUCAGUACGAUAUUCGCAGCGGUGACAUGCUAUGGUGACAUAUACCGGUACUGUAAAGAGCCCCGAUCCAAACAGGCCGAUGAGAUGACGCUCUGGCAGGAAAAGAGCACAGAGAUAGGCGAAGGGAAUCUGGAUAGCGGAAAGGAGAAAUCUCGACCCGGGGAAUUUGCGUCAUGGGUUUUUAUCGUCAACCUCUGUGCGAUUAUUGAAGCUGUAACCACAGUGCUCCUUCUGAUUAAUCUGUCCAAGGACUAG